Chilo suppressalis (striped riceborer) is the source of this 2898-nucleotide messenger RNA. NCBI's taxonomy places the organism in Eukaryota, Metazoa, Arthropoda, Insecta, Lepidoptera, Crambidae. The record is from the annotation of a GenBank genome assembly.
CUUGGUUUGUACGCUGGAUUACAUCCGUCUAACAUAGGCUUUAGUGCUGUGACCUGUAUUCUACAUUGACAUUUCUAUUUUAUUUAUAUGUUAUCUGUGAUUUCUGUGCUCCCUAAUCUGUAGUGGAAGUGGAAGUGGAGGUUAUAUUAUUAACUUUUAUAAUUUUUCAUAAAUAAAUAUAUUUAAUUUUUAAUGGAAUACAGCAUUGGUACUGUUAUAGUUUCUCCUAUAUUUUCCAACAUUACUUUUUUAUAUACUACUUGUUUUUGAAUUCAUAAAUCUAUGGAGGAUAUUGUUAGAACUUAACUUCAUUUUAGAUAGUACUCAGAGCAGAGAUCAGAUAUAUUUUGUGGUUUAAUUCAAGAGAGGAGCUAUACUUUAAAUUAUAUUACCUUCGUAUCUUCUCUACAAAAAUCUCCAAGUUAUGUAAAUAUUGUUUGCUAAAGGCUCUAAAAUUCUUAUCAAUAUGAAGAUGUUAAAACCUUUGUGGAUACUGAGACAUGCCAGACGGAGAAAAUCAGCUCGUAAUGUUACCACCUGGUCACCACUGGCCACUGCAUUUAAUACCAGACCAACAUCUAGGCCAAUCUUUGAUUCGCUAAGGGAAAGAACGGGUUUAUUUAAUAAGCCAGAGCUGACGACUUUUGAGGGUUUCUACACACUAAAGGAACAAGCCAUAGCAGCUACUGAUCGUCUGAUUGAGGAGGCUACAAAUGAUCCCAAAAGGCCCAUGGUGGAGAUAUUUGAUGAGUUGUCAGAUACUCUGUGUAAAGUAGCAGACCUUGCUGAGUUUGUUAGGAUUGCUCAUCCACAGCCUCACUUUGCAGCUGCUGCUGAAGAUGCUUGCAUUAGUGUUAGUGGAGUUGUAGAAAAGUUAAAUACACAUAAGGGUCUCUAUGAGGCUUUGCGUGAUUCUGUGAAACGUGGGACAUCUGGUGAUCAGCACUUGGCAGAACUUUUCCUCUUUGACUUUGAACAGAGCGGUAUUCAACUGGAAGAAGGCCCGAGGAAGAGGGUGGUUGCCCUCAAUGACCUAAUCUUGCAAACAGGGCAACGAUUCAUGGCUGGGGCAGCAAAACCAAGAAGGGUUCCAAGGAGUGCUGUUCCAUCUAAUAUUAGGCAAUUCUUCAGCAGUGAGGGCGAUAACAUAGUGGUGAGUGGCGUAUACGCGGAAUGCGGCGAGGCAGCGGCGCGCGAGGCUGCGUACCGGCUGUACCUCGCGCCCGACGCGCAACAAGAGGAGCUGCUGUGUACUGCCCUCGCGGCGCGCCAGGAGAUGGCGGCCGUGUGCGGCUUCCACUGCUACGCGGACAGGGCAAUAAAAGCGAGCACAAUGGAGACCGCUUCCAACGUGCGUCAAUUUCUGGACAUACUAUCAGAUAACCUUUACGACCGUGCCAAUAUGGACUUCGAAGCGAUGCUCAAGAUGAAACGGCAAGAGACUCCAUACCAAGAUCAGCUCAUGUGCUGGGACACGCCAUACUUCACGCAUAAAGCUAAGACGCAGCUGCUGAAUGUUGCCAACUCGGAUUUCAGUCCGUAUUUCUCACUGGGCGGUUGUAUGGAAGGCCUGAACAUGCUGUGCCAAGAGCUGUACGGGAUAAGUCUGAAUUCAGAAGAAAUGCUACCAGGUGAAUCGUGGUCUCCGGACGUAUACAAACUGGCCGUAGUGCAUGAGAGCGAAGGUUUACUGGGGCACAUCUACUGCGACCUAUACGAGCGGCCCGGAAAGCCGCACCAGGAUUGCCACUUCACCAUACAAGGCGGCAAGCUACUGCCCGAUGGCACUUACCAGAACCCGGUGGUGGUAGUCAUGCUAUCCUUAAGCGGCGGGCACCGCUCCGGGCCAGCAUUGCUCUCAGCGGCGGCGGUAGACAACCUGUUCCACGAGGUGGGGCACGCGAUGCACUCGAUGCUGGGCCGCGCGCGCUACCAGCACGUGGCCGGCACGCGGUGCCCUACCGACCUCGCCGAGCUGCCCUCCGUGCUCAUGGAGUACUUCGCCUCGUGCCCCGCGGUGGUGAGUCGGUUCGCGCGCCACUUCCAGACGCGGCAGCCCAUGCCGGAGAAGAUGUUGCAUCGGCUCUGCGCUUCUAAAUACUUGUUCGGCGCCAGCGAGAUGCAGCUUCAGGUGUUUUACUCAGCUCUGGACCAACAGUACCACGGGCCGCGCGCGCCCGCCGCCACUACGGAGGUGCUACGAAACGUACAACAGCAGUACUACGGCCUGCCAUACGUCGAGAAUACGGCAUGGCAACACCGGUUCAGCCACCUGGUGGGGUACGGUGCCAAGUACUAUUCGUACUUGAUCUCCCGCGCCACCGCAUGGAGCGUGUGGCGCGCCGCGUUCCAACCGCAACCGCUCGCCCGCGCCGCUGGCGACCACCUGCGCCGUGCCGUCCUACGACACGGCGGCGCCACGCAUCCGCAGGUGUUACUGCAAGACUACUUGGGGUGUGAAAUAACGCCGCACUCGCUUGCCGCCGCUCUAGCCGACGAACUGGACUGCCACCGCGACCAUCUCAACACAGUGCUCAAUAUGCUGGACAAGUGAACUUGAGACUACCCUACCACCCUCAACAUAGGUCCAUUUUACCUAAGCAGCAGCCAGCGGAGUCGGCCUGCUUCGACUCGCAAAGGAUUCGGUUGAUGAAGAUUGAAUAAAAUUUUAGUAAAUUGUAAAAAUAAUAAAUUACUUAAUAUUAUCUCAACAGGUGCUUCGGAAUUUCUCAAUUAUCUCGGACAGCAGUUUCGAUCGAAAAUUCACCAUUUUUAUUUAUUAGUAUAGAAUGUAACAUCAAAAUAUGUCAAGAGAUCUGUAAAUACACAUAUUUGUUAUUUAUUUCAUAGUUUAUACAGUGGAGACGUAAAAAUAAAACAACCAGAGAAAAUUAUAAA